Cooperia oncophora is the source of this 687-nucleotide messenger RNA. Lineage: Eukaryota; Metazoa; Nematoda; Chromadorea; Rhabditida; Trichostrongylidae. The record is from the annotation of a GenBank genome assembly.
AUGCGAUUAAGUCUGCCUCGGCAAGUGUAUCGUCUACGCUUGAUUCCCUACUUGGCCAGUAUUUGCUUGGCAAAACAGAAAUCACAGGCCGAACAAGAACGAAAGGAGAGAGAAGAGAAAGAGAGGCAACGAUUGGAGGAAAAGAGGUUCAGACAGAUGCUCCCUGUGGAAAAGUGCCUCGCAUACACAAGACAUGAACCGCUGACUCUGCUUGAUUCUGAUUAUAGAAAUGCAAUCAAGAAACCAUCAUACGAGGAAGAGGUCAAACGGAUACAAAGCCCAGAGAGUACGGGUGCAGCUUGUGCGUCGGAUGAGGAAUACGCUGGUUCAUACGAUGGUGGCCCCGGUGGGGGGAUUCACCGAUUUUUCCAAGAUUCCUACGAUGUAGUCAACGUGGAGCCUCGAGUAGCUUCAAGACUUCCGCCUUUGCUUCGUAUUAGGGGCCGAAUUGUACCCGUUAUCGUUUUUGAUUAUAUACAUGAAACCAUUAAAAAUGCAAUACAUCACGUCGCAGUAUUACGAUUGACUAGACCAGGUGGGUAUUGGAAUGAGAAUAUAGCGAAGGCGAACAACGGUAUAUCUCCAUCUUUGAAGACAUGGUACGGAAGGGUCGCUAUUUUGCUGUUGAUGUCCCUCCAGAAUCGUGUUUCAAAGAUAUUUAUUUGUUGCCGCUACCAGCUGGAGAGA